AAGUGAUAAUAAAAAUACACGUGCAUUCUUCAUCUUGAUUUACUUCUUUUCAGAAAUCAUUCAUCGGAAUUCAGAUCGUACCAUUCUAAGGACCAUUCGCAUAUUAAUGGAAAAUGAGCUAACAACGCUAACCGCGUUGGAAAUGCUGGAAUGUUCGGAUAUUCAGCGUAUUUGCGGAAGAAGAAUCCUUCGUUCGUAAUGUAACCUACGAAGUAAUAGAAAAAAGUCGCGUAUUUGUUUCGUCGUCUAUUUUAGCUCGUAUGUUGGUGAAUUCGAAUUUUCGCAACGACCCAGAUUUGCAUUUCGUUAUGCUAAUGGACGAAGAUAUUUCGAAGAAGACUCAGACCCAAGCCACACAGCACGUACCUCAAGCUUUGAAGGAUGCUGUGUUGGUGCAAAGUGCGCGUUUACCUGCUUAUACGCCUGUAGUUAGAGGAUACGAAUGGAACGAAGGAGUAGACUAUGCGAAUUUACUCAAGUCUUUCGAACGAUGCGGAUUACAAGCUACCAAUUUUGGAUUAGCUGUGAAAGAGAUCAACGAUAUGAUUUUCUGCAGAAACAAGGACGACGUUGAAUCGGACUACGCUGAUUUCGAAGAAGACGAAUUCAUCCGGCCGAAAUCGAAUCUGACCAUUUUCUUGGGUUACACUUCGAAUAUGGUGACUUCGGGUACCAGAGAAACCAUUCGGUUCUUGGUUGAACAUAAUAUGGUCGAUUGCAUCGUCACCACCGCUGGCGGAAUCGAAGAAGAUCUGAUCAAGUGCCUUGCCCCGACGUACGUGGGCAGUUUUCACGUCGAUGAUAGAAAGCUAAGGGAUGAAGGAAUCAAUAGAGCUGGAAAUCUACUCAUACCGAAUGAAAACUACUGUUUGUUUGAGAAUUGGGUCACGCCUAUUUUAGAUAAAAUGGUCGAAGAGCAGAAAACGAAGAAAAUAUUAUGGACUCCUUCGAAACUAAUUACUCGAUUGGGUGAAGAAAUCAAUAACGAAGAAUCCAUCUACUAUUGGGCAGCUGUGAAUAAAAUUCCUGUAUUUUGUCCCGCGUUGACUGAUGGAAGUUUGGGCGAUAUGAUGUAUUUUCACUCAUUCCGUAACCCUGGUUUGAUUCUGGAUAUUGUUCAAGAUUUAAGACGUUUGAAUACGAUAGCAGUUAGAGCCAAACACACCGGAAUGAUUAUUUUAGGAGGUGGAGUUAUGAAGCACCAUAUCUGUAACGCUAAUCUCAUGCGCAAUGGAGCAGAUUUUGCGGUCUAUGUGAACACAGCUGCAGAGUACGAUGGAAGUGACAGCGGUGCUAGACCGGAAGAAGCAAUUUCAUGGGGUAAAAUAAGAAAAGAGGCCUCUCCUGUCAAAGUAUACGGUGACGCUAGUCUGAUUUUUCCGCUAUUGGUAGCGGAAACAUUUGCCAAGUUCCAUUUUUCCAAGAAAGAUCAUAAAUUUAAGAAGAAUUAUUAAAAAGUCGUGAAUACCAUAAUUAUUUUACUGCCACAUUUUAUUUCGACGAGUUUAGUUUUCAAAGCGUAUAUCUAUUGAAUAAUUUAAUCCAUAUUCAGUGCAAAAAAAAAACAUUAUCGUAAACGUACGUAGGUAAAUAUUUUUGUUAUCAAUCGUUUCUCUCGAAUUGUUUCUCAAGUUUAUACCAAUUUCUUAAAUAAAUUAUCUAUUUAUGAGUUA
This is a messenger RNA of Planococcus citri (citrus mealybug), 1673 nucleotides long. RefSeq names its product Deoxyhypusine synthase (gene Dhps). Gene Ontology annotation, molecular function: deoxyhypusine synthase activity. The transcript has 9 exons. Gene Ontology annotation, biological process: peptidyl-hypusine biosynthetic process. The record is from RefSeq and is a predicted model, not a curated record. Gene Ontology annotation, cellular component: cytoplasm. Bases 261 to 1454 code for a protein of 397 amino acids. NCBI's taxonomy places the organism in Eukaryota, Metazoa, Arthropoda, Insecta, Hemiptera, Pseudococcidae.